This is a messenger RNA of Penicillium salamii, 1632 nucleotides long. The record is from the annotation of a GenBank genome assembly. Lineage: Eukaryota; Fungi; Ascomycota; Eurotiomycetes; Eurotiales; Aspergillaceae.
AUGAAGCCGUAUUUCGGGCUUCGAGGCUCAAGCCUCAACAUCAUGAUCAGUAUCAUUGCCGGUCUUGAUUUCUUGGGUGUAAUGGGAGGUCUGUUGACCUUGAAUUCAUUCGUCACCGUCUUCCCCGAGAUUGAUACUACUCACUCGAGUUCCUCUACAAGUACCAAUUCCACCAACCAGGGCAUCACCACUGCCUCUUACAAUCUCGGUUGUUUCUUCGGUGCAAUCUUUUGUAUCUGGAUCGGAAACUACCUUGGCCGCCGCAAGACCAUCUUCACCGGCUCAAUCAUCAUGAUCAUUGGUGCAACCCUGCAAGCAUGCGCAUAUUCGCUACCGCAUCUCAUCGUCGGUCGAAUUGUGACCGGUAUUGGCAAUGGCAUGAACACAUCCACCGUUCCCACAUGGCAGUCGGAGUGCUCUAAAUCACACCAUCGUGGCAAGCUAGUCAUGCUAGAAGGCUCAUUGAUCGCCGCCGGCAUCACGAUUAGUUACUGGAUAGAUCUUGGUUUCUCUUUCCUGGACCCCAGCUCGGUUGCGUGGCGAUUCCCAAUCGCCUUCCAGAAUGCUUUUGCCUUGAUCAUUUUGAUUUUUGUUCUGCCUUUGCCAGAAUCACCUCGUUGGUUGAUUCUCAAGGGUCGCGAGGAGGAAGCCAUGGAGGUUCUCGCUGCGAUUCUCGAUCUUGAUGAAAGCGACCCAUACGUCCACUCUGAGUUUUCCGCGAUCAAGGAUGCAGUCCUCGAAGCUUCGAGUGUUAGCUUCCGCGACCUUUUCACUAUGGAUGAAGAUCGCCAUUUACACCGCGUCGUUCUCGCCUACGUCAAUCAGAUGUUCCAGCAGAUAUCCGGUAUCAACCUAAUCACAUACUACGCCGCUACUAUCUACGAAAGCAUCGGAAUGGAUGGCUUGACCUCGCGCAUUCUUGCCGCCUGUAACGGUACCGAGUAUUUCCUAGCAUCCUUGAUCCCGAUCUUCAUCAUUGAGAAGGUAGGCCGUCGACAGCUAAUGUUAAUUGGUGCCGCUGGCAUGUCUAUCUCGAUGGCUGUCUUGGCCAUCGCCACGAGCUUCAAGGGCAACAGCCAAGCCGGUAUCGCGGCCGCCGUGUUUCUGUUUGUUUUCAACACCUUCUUUGCCCUUGGUUGGCUGGGUAUGACCUGGUUAUAUCCUGCAGAGAUUGUUCCUCUACGCAUCCGUGCCCCAGCCAAUGCACUCGCCACCUCGGGCAAUUGGAUAUUCAACUUCAUGGUGGUCAUGAUUACCCCGGUUGCCUUCGACUCCAUUAAAUAUAAGACAUAUAUUAUCUUUGCAGUCAUCAACGCCUUCAUUUUCCCUGUUAUCUACUUCUUCUACCCCGAAACGGCUUACCGAUCCCUGGAAGAAAUGGACACUAUUUUCCACAAGACUAGCAGCGUCUUUAAUUUGGUCUUGGUCGCCCGCAAUGAGCCCCAUCGCUAUGGGAAGAACGGCGAGCUACUCAUCAACUAUGAAGAUACUGAGGAGCACCUUCGUCGCGCCAGCUAUGUUUCCGAAAAGCCAAAGGGCAAGGUAGUCUCUGGGAAUGGUGAUUUGGAGACUGGGAAGGGUACUCACGUUGAGCACCGUAAGGACAGCGCCAGUGCCUUUGAUAGCAACUAG